Molecule: messenger RNA, 1818 nt
Organism: Pararge aegeria (speckled wood butterfly)
Lineage: Eukaryota; Metazoa; Arthropoda; Insecta; Lepidoptera; Nymphalidae
Product: chondroadherin-like
Exons: 9
Coding region: 279-1712 (477 amino acids)
Cellular component (GO): plasma membrane
Molecular function (GO): protein binding
Source: RefSeq, a predicted model, not a curated record
GAAGUAGUGUCACCGCCGCCUGCCGACUCUCGAGGUUCUUCAUUUCCUCCGUGGAGUCCGUUUGUCCGCAGUCACGUUCAGGACAUCCUGUGAAAAAAAUAAGUGAGUUUAAACAAAGGCUGGCCGGUGUUUAUAGCGAGAUAAUAGAAAACAUUAACCAAUGAGGUGCUCGCUCAUUUCAUGACACUCCGUGAUAUCGCCCGCCGAGAGGCUGAUAAGAUAAUAACGCAACUUUAUCGGAAGGUGUUCGAACAGUGUCCUUUCUAAUUUCAAGGAAGAUGUGCUUUCUACGCGAUAUACCUGGAGUGUUAGUGAUAUUAUGUGUCCUAGUUUCCGCGAGUCACGCACUCGGCGAGGUGAUAAACGGCCCCUGUGAUAUAUUCUUUCAAGAUGUCAACAAUCUCACGCUCAACUGUUCGAGGCGCAAUAUCGACAGAAUACCAAAUUGGCCGGAGGCGAUGAAAAAUGUUUCAAACCAAGACGGACACGUGCUGAUAACAUUUUUCAACAACAGCAUAACCAAUGUGACAGAACUCCCACCGGUGCCGGGCAACAGGGUCGCCAUCAGUUUCAAAUCCAACAAAAUCAUCGAAAUAAACGACGAUGCAUUCAACAAUGUUCACCGAUUGGUUUACUUGGAUCUGAGUAAUAACCGCUUAUCAGGGGACGUCCUUCGAAGUGAAAUAUUCCAAGGGCCAUACAAAGAUGGCGUGUACAAGAGCAUAGCUUUGGAAACGCUGAAUCUGGGUAACAACCGGAUACAUUCAUUGGACAGAUAUUUGUUCCAGUACACUCCGAACCUAACUCGUCUCUAUCUGAACAACAACCCUAUAGAAAUACUAGAUCAUGUCACUAUACUAGCUCUAUUCAGCGCUACGAAGUUGGAGGUUCUAGAUUUGGCUAAAACGGACAUCGACAGCAUACCACUGGAUGCCUUCAGGGGUUUAGUGAACCUGCGACAGAUCGACCUUUCCGGCAACAAGUUUGUCACUGUGCCGGAAAGCUUAGGCCUUGUCGGAACAAGUCUACAAUACCUGACCUUCAAUAACAAUCCAAUUGUCGAACUCAACGAUGACAGUUUUAUAGGGUUAACAAAUCUCGUGGAGCUGGAGGUCGGCGAGAACAAUUAUCUCGAGGAAGUGAAACGCAGUACGUUCACGCCCCUCAAGAGCCUGCGGGUCCUACAUCUAUGCCACAACCGCAAUUUGCGAUACAUCAGCCAUAACGCCUUCCGCGGUAUCAAAGACAAGUGGACUUUGAAAGAGGUCUACCUUGAUGAUAACAACCUGAGUGAGCUAUCAACGGAUUUGUUGCCAUGGAACAAAUUAGAGGUGCUGGGGAUGACUGGGAACAAUUGGCUUUGCAACUGCGAUUUGGCCAACAUUGUCACAAACCAGGAGGCAGGCACUAAAUUCAAAGCUGGUGAAAUACCAUACUGUGCUGCCCCAAUGAGAUUGAAUGGAGCCUACAUAACAAACAUAACUGCAUCCUUCUGCCCCACACUUGACACUACGUUUGCAGCAAAGAAGGGUUUCUCCAUAAACUUAAAGCCAAAGCAUAUAUUAUGGAGUAUUUUAGGUGUUGCAGCAGUAGUUGGGAUUGGAAUGAUAUGUGGACUUCUUGUCAAUACAAUAAAGGCUGUUUACAAAAAAAAUACAAGGUCUCAACCCAUUCGCUACUUCAAUAUCAAUGAUGAUACCAAUUUUGCAUAACACAGCAGUGCACCUUAUCACAUUGUUAACAAGUAAAAGUAUACAUAAUAAUAAUAUUAGUAAGUGUAACUACAUGUGUAGAUAUUGUAAUUUUUAUGUCAUAAUU